This is a messenger RNA of Micropterus salmoides (largemouth bass), 1561 nucleotides long. It is a transcript of the gene cyyr1, whose product is annotated as cysteine/tyrosine-rich 1. Bases 1 to 486 code for a protein of 161 amino acids. The transcript has 4 exons. The record is from RefSeq and is a predicted model, not a curated record. NCBI's taxonomy places the organism in Eukaryota, Metazoa, Chordata, Actinopteri, Centrarchiformes, Centrarchidae.
AUGGAAAACCCCUGGAGGAAGGGGAGGAGGGGGACGCAGGCGGUGAGAUGGAAACUCUUGAGGAACUCGCUGCUGCUUUGUUUAUUCACCGGAAGCAGCAAAGCCCAGUGUGAAGGUUGCAUAGAGUACUGCUGCGAUGGAUCGCCACCUUUCUGCUGCUCCUACUAUGCCUACGUAGGGGACGUCCUCUCGGGCACUGCCAUCUCCGGUAUAGUGUUCGGCGUGGUGUUUCUGAUGGGGGCGGUGGCGGCCUUGUUCCUGUGCGUGUGUAUGUGCAUGAAGAACGGGCGGGGCGCGCGAGUCGGUGUGUUCAGCACCUCCUACAUCAACACUGUGACCCAGGGCUACCCAGGUCCUCCACCGCCAUACACCUACGACUACGAGAUGUACCCUCCCUCGCUCCACCCGCCGCCUUACACCCCAACUCAGCCUCGGCCGGCAAACUACUCCCCCCCUCCUCCUUACCCUGGCUGCACCCGCAAGUGAAUCCCUGCAGCACAGAUCUACCGGCCAGCUCAAAGGGAACUUUCAUGGCCGGGUUUUCCAGAUCUGGAGUUGGCUGUACAUCUCUGGCAUCUGAAGCAGUGCUGUUUGCUAAGGGGGUUAAAGACAAUUUAAGGGGUCCACAAAAAUGUCCACAUUAAGAAGAUGAAAAGGAAAAAAGGGUGGCCCAGUGCAAUAUUGUCCAGCAGACAGAAUUCCUAGCUACGCCCCUAUAAAUGUCACUGCAUUUCUGUGUCUGGACCAAAUGGUGGGGAAAUAAAAAACAAUUUAACACAGUGUUGGUCAGGACGACAAUGAACGCCCAGGAACCGUCCACAUUCUUAUAGCUAGCCUGUAACUAGUACUUUUUCCCCACUAAUGAACAAUAUCCUUAUCCAUCCCUGGCUGUGCACAUCAAAGGCCCCGCGUCGCUUUGAUGAAGGUGAAGACCACUUUUGUCAGCAUGGAGGGGAACCUCACAUCACUGGAGGAAAAAAUCUUUCUAGGACACAAUGUAGACUGAUUUAAUGGAAAGUUACUUUUUUCCCCAUUAAAAAAAAACUUGAUAUAUGUCAUCGACUGAGGUGGAAGUUGAUGAUUAAAGCGGUUUUAGAUAAGUCAGGUCUGGACCUGUCAUGUGGAGACACAAAGACUUGAAUAUAAUGCAAAAUAAUACUGACCUUUUAAUGGCAUGACACAACUUAAAAGGACUGGGUUGUUGGUGAUGAACUGUUUUUUAUUGCCUUACUUGAAAAAAUGAGGGGGUGAAAAUUAAGUGUGUGGGGGGGGGGGGUCACAUCACAUUCAGUUGAACCAAAGUGGAUUCUCUUCAAAAUGGAAAAAAUAUUGAUAAUUGUGACGCAUUUAUCAUUUGAAUUGCAUUUGUAGGUUAAUCAAGGUUUGGUAAUUGAAAGAGAAUUGACCUCACUGUGCUAUGCCUGAUUCAUGUGAUGGAUGACUGUGAAUGAUGGAGGGGAUUUUAACUGUGUUAAUAAUGUGUAAGCUUGUGAGGGUUUCCUCACUGUUUCAGUGACUGUUGUAAAUUAAAGUUGUUAUUAAAACGCAACGUUAUUAACGA